Molecule: messenger RNA, 741 nt
Organism: Desarmillaria tabescens
Lineage: Eukaryota; Fungi; Basidiomycota; Agaricomycetes; Agaricales; Physalacriaceae
Exons: 6
Coding region: 224-613 (129 amino acids)
Source: RefSeq, a predicted model, not a curated record
UGGACAAAAUUUCUUUACGAACACGAGGUUGCCGUUUCGGUUAUCUCACGUCAUAUCAUUUUAGAACAUUGUAAAAGCCGUUCUACUUACGUUUAAAAUGGAACACAUGUCCGUCCUCAUGUUGAUCAUGCCUUUCCCUCGUGAUUGUAAGCGUGAAAUACAAGCGCACUGAACUUGAACCAUCAGUCGAGGGUACCUUCUGCGAUCUUUAUUCUUCAUUCCAAUGCCAUCCUUGUUUCGUGAGAACCCUGUUAGGUCUACCAGUGCAUUGGUUGCAACGCUUGCAGUGGGCUGGGCGAUAACCAAACUGCUGUCUUCUCUUCAUGCCUUCCAUUUGACGCAGACGUCGGUUGCCAUGAUGGCUAUAGUGUCUUUGAUGUUACUGGUGAUGCUCCAUCAUCGACGCGAAGGUCAACUUUUGACGCAGACACAAGAAGAGAUGGUUCUGAUUGCUGGGUUUGGGCUGUUCUGGGUCGCUGCGCUCUUGGCUUGGAGGGCAUUCACACAUGGUAGCGUGAGUCCAGGACGAGCGGGAACAAUGGGAUCGACGUCGAGCCAUCGGGAAGCUGGAUUCAUCCGGUGGUGCUCUGCCCUACCCAUGCUCAGCCGAUGACAUUUAUUGCGUUGUAGAGGAAUGGUCAUUCUUUUAGGAUUAUCAAGGCAUGAUAAUGGAGAAGAUGUUUAUCGAAUCAGAAUGCUUAGGAAGGAGUGCUUAUCAGGAAAUCAGCGAACCACUUGGCA